AUGUGUCAUUAUUGUUGCUAUUUAACACAUAUGAACGCAUCAUUAUCGCCAAAUAGUCAUGGUACUAGUCAAUGUAUCCCACAGUAUUUGAAAUGCGGCCGUACAGGGUCAUGCAGUUUAACUGUAUCAUUAUGUCUCGUUAGUUUAACAAUAUUUUUCGUAAUGCUUAAUACUACUCUGGUUCUUUCGCACUCAUCACGAAUACAACAGCAACAGCGAGAACAAUCAUCAAAUAAAAUUCUUCAAGAAAAUUCGCGAGAUAGUUUCGGUGUUAAUGCAGCGCAUGAUCAAGAUCAACAACACGCCAAGUAUCGUCAUUAUUCUUCAUCAAAAGCAACUGGUUCUGAUGCCUUACCUAAUCCACCAAAAACAAAACGUUUAACACAUGAAAAACGUUUGAUUCGCGAUUUACUUAGUAACUAUCCAACUAUAUAUGCGCGUCCAAUACGUAAUGUAUCUGAGCCUGUUAAUGUUACUUUUGGUUUAACUCUUAUACAAUUGUUUGAUCUUGGCUCAAGUGGUCAAAGAAUGCAAACAAACACAUGGAAAACGUUGAUAUGGCAAGAUAUGAAUUUAGUUUGGAAUCCUGUUGAUUACGGUGGAUUAGCAACAGUUUGUUUACCAGCUGAUUCAAUAUGGACACCGGAUGUUGUUUUAUACAAUUAUGCUGAUGAACGUUUAAAAGAUUGGCGUGAAAUUUCUGCUGUUAUACAAAAUACAGGUGAUAUUCUCUAUGUACCAGCAACAAUGCAAUUUAGUGUUUGUUUUCUUGAUAUAACGAAAUUUCCUUACGAUAUUCAUCAAUGUUCAUUAAAAUAUCGCUCAUGGACAUAUGACUUUUCAAAAGUAGUUCUCUCGUUUAAAGACAAUAUACCAGGUUUGGAUAUGACGGCAUAUUUAAAUUCAAACGAAUGGAAAGUCAUACCACUUGAAGCAAAAAAAACUAUUACAAAUGAUACAUUUUCAUUGUUAACAUUUACAAUGAUUAUUCAACGGAAAGGUGGUCUUUAUGGAUAUAUUUUAAUAUUACCCUGUUUACUUUUAUCUGCAGCAACAAUGGUCGUGUUUUGGAUUCCACCUGAAUCUCCAGCAAAAAUGAUUUUAACUAUAUCAAUUUUUUCUGGCCUAUUUCUCUUAUUACUUUUGCUUGCUGAAUCAAUACCAGGUGGUGGUGGUACUCCUCAAAUUGGUUAUUAUUAUUGUGUCAAUAUGGUUGUUGUGUCAGUCACAGCUGUUCUUGCUACCAUAGUUAUUCAUAUCUAUGUUCGAGGUGAUCGACGUCAAGGUGUUCCACCAUCAAUUCGUCGUUUGUUUCUGCAGUACCUCGCUCAAUUUUAUUGCAUGGCUCCGAAACCAUCUCAUAAUUUAGCUUGUACUGUUACAUCUCGUCUUGGCUCACCGGUGCCCGGCGCUCUUGUAUUACCAGAAAAAAUCUUUUUAACGCCACAUUAUCACGAGGAAGAGUUUUCCAAAAAACUUAAGUUACUUAAACAACGUUUUCAUGAUUUUCAUCGACAGCAACAAAAACAACAACAAAAUUCUGUUGGGGGCACAACAACGACAACAACUGAUACAAUAGCUGCAUUGAGUAUUAAUUUACGUUCUAUUGAAAAUGAUUUAAAAGAAAUUCGAGACUACCUACGACACAUGAAGCAGAAAAUUGAAGAUACGGAUCGAUCCAAUAAAGCUGCUGACGAUUGGAAACAAGUUGCACUUGUACUCGAUCGAACAUUUUUCUUUGCUUAUUUUGGUUGGCUUAUUCUAUCGCUUAUUGUUAUGUUUCCAAAGACAACAAAUAUAUCAAAAGGUACUUGGUCAACACCAAUACGAACACUUACCAAUUUAACUAAUGACACGAGCGAUAUAACAUUGAUAUAG
Messenger RNA from Rotaria socialis, 1878 nucleotides. The record is from the annotation of a GenBank genome assembly. NCBI's taxonomy places the organism in Eukaryota, Metazoa, Rotifera, Eurotatoria, Philodinida, Philodinidae.